Molecule: messenger RNA, 1575 nt
Organism: Microsporum canis CBS 113480
Lineage: Eukaryota; Fungi; Ascomycota; Eurotiomycetes; Onygenales; Arthrodermataceae
Product: pyruvate kinase
Exons: 8
Coding region: 1-1575 (524 amino acids)
Biological process (GO): glycolytic process
Cellular component (GO): cytoplasm
Molecular function (GO): magnesium ion binding; potassium ion binding; pyruvate kinase activity
Source: RefSeq, a predicted model, not a curated record
AUGGCAAACGCGUUAGACCAUCUCUCGAACAGAAUGAAGCUGGAGUGGCACUCCCAGCUUGAUACGGAGUAUCAACCCGCUAACAACUACCGUCGCACCUCCAUUAUCUGCACCAUUGGUCCGAAGACAAACUCAGUUGAGAAGAUUAACAUCCUCCGUGAAGCUGGUCUCAAUGUUGUUCGCAUGAACUUCUCCCAUGGGUCUCAUGAGUACCACAAAUCUGUCAUUGACAACGCCAGAGAAGCUGAGCGUCUUCAGGCCGGCCGUCCACUUGCAAUUGCUCUCGACACCAAAGGACCUGAGAUUCGUACUGGAAACACCCCUGGCGACAAGGACAUUCCCAUCAAGGAGGGAACGGAGUUGAAUAUUACAACUGACGAUCAAUAUGCCACCAGCAGUGAUGACAAGAAUAUGUACGUCGACUAUAAGAACAUCACCAAGGUCAUCUCAAAGGGCAAGCUGGUAUACGUAGAUGAUGGUGUUCUCUCGUUUGAGGUUCUCGAUAUUGUCGAUGACAAGACCUUGCGCGUCAAGUGUCUGAACAACGGAAACAUCUCCUCCAAAAAGGGUGUAAACUUACCGGGUACCGAUGUCGAUCUGCCCGCGUUGUCCGAAAAGGACAAGGAAGACUUGAAAUUCGGUGUUGAGAACGGCGUCGACAUGAUCUUUGCCUCCUUCAUCCGCCAUGGCAGCGAUAUCAAACACAUCCGUGCUGUCUUGGGCGAGGCAGGAAAGGAGAUUCAGAUCAUCGCCAAGAUCGAGAACCAGCAAGGAAUGAACAACUUUGACGAGAUUCUGCAGGAGACUGAUGGUGUCAUGGUUGCUCGUGGUGACCUCGGUAUCGAGAUUCCUGCCGCAAAGGUCUUCAUUGCCCAGAAGAUGAUGAUCGCGAAGUGCAAUAUCAAGGGCAAGCCAGUCAUCUGCGCUACCCAGAUGUUGGAGUCCAUGACCUAUAACCCACGCCCAACUCGUGCUGAGGUGUCUGACGUCGCCAACGCUGUCCUUGACGGUGCAGACUGCGUCAUGUUGUCCGGCGAGACUGCCAAGGGUAACUACCCCAAGGAAGCCGUAGCCAUGAUGCAUGAGACCUGUCUUCUCGCUGAAAUUGCAAUCCCGUAUGUCAGCGUAUUCGACGAACUGCGCAGCCUGGCCCCCCGUCCUUCCGACACUCUGGAAUCGAUUGCCAUGGCAGCCGUCUCUGCUAGUCUGGAACUGAACGCCGGUGCCAUCUUGGUUCUCACCACUUCCGGCAAUACUGCUCGUCUUCUAUCCAAGUACCGUCCAGUCUGCCCCAUCAUUAUGGUAACCCGCAACCCCAGAGCUGCCAGAUACUCCCACUUGUACCGCGGAGUGUACCCUUUUAUCUUCAACGAGCCCAAGCCCGACUAUAACGUCACUGAGUGGCAGAAGAAUGUCGACCUUCGUCUGAAAUGGGGUAUUGCUCAGGCCAUUGACCUUAGCAUCAUCUCCAAGGGUACUCCAGUCGUCUGCGUCCAAGGUUGGCGUGGUGGCCAGGGACAUACCAACACCAUCCGCGUUGUCCCGGCUGAACCAGACCACCUAGGUCUUAUCUAG